Molecule: messenger RNA, 4331 nt
Organism: Cyprinodon variegatus (sheepshead minnow)
Lineage: Eukaryota; Metazoa; Chordata; Actinopteri; Cyprinodontiformes; Cyprinodontidae
Product: enhancer of polycomb homolog 1-like
Exons: 14
Coding region: 320-2866 (848 amino acids)
Biological process (GO): regulation of transcription by RNA polymerase II
Cellular component (GO): piccolo histone acetyltransferase complex
Source: RefSeq, a predicted model, not a curated record
AAUGGCUGUUUGUGUGACCGAGGGGGCUGGGCUGCUCGGAGCGAGCACUGAGCUGCAUGAGUUUGUAAUGUCCGCCAUGUUGGCCAUGGCGUAUUGAACCGGGCAGGAACAGCGGAGCGCAGGAGCGAGAGAGACCGACAGACAGCGACUGAGACCCGGGCCUGCCCGGCUCUGUUCGCGCUGCUACCCGGACCUGAAGCCUGCCCGUCAGACCGACUCUAAAGAGACCGCGACAGAUUCCUCAAUGAGGACUCGAAGCAGACGUGCUGUUACUCCAGGCAGUUCCCAGAGAUUUAUGCUGCAUCUUUUAAUAUAAGAAAUGAGUAAACUGUCGUUUCGGGCGCGGGCGUUGGAUGCUUGUAAGCCCCUGCCCGUCUUCCGCUGCGAGGACUUGCCCGACCUGCACGAAUAUGCAUCCAUCAACAGGGCGGUGCCGCAGAUGCCAACUGGGAUGGAAAAAGAGGAGGAAUCGGAGCACCAUCUCCAGCGAGCCAUCUCGGCCCACCAGGUGUACGGAGAGAAGCGGGACAGCAUGGUUAUCCCGGUCCCCGAGGCGGAGCGCAACAUCCCGCACUACGAGCUGCUCUACCCCGGGGACUUCAAAAUGCCAAAGCAGCUUAUUCACAUACAGCCUUUCAGUUUGGAUACGGAGCUGCCAGACUAUGACCUGGAUACAGAGGACGAGACGUUUGUGAAUAAGCUGAAGAAGAAGAUGGAGAUCACCCCGCUGCAGUUUGAAGAGAUGAUUGAUCGGCUGGAGAAAGGCAGCGGACAGCAGCUUGUCAGUCUGCAGGAAGCCAAGCUGCUGCUGAAGGAGGACGAUGAUCUGAUCAAGGAGGUCUUUGACUACUGGAGCCGCAAAAGGAAAACCUGUAAGAGCGGCUCGCUCAUCCCCACCGUCAAGCAGGAGAAGAGGGAUGGCUCGAGCACCAGCGACCCUUACGUGGCCUUCCGCCGACGGACGGAGAAGAUGCAAACCAGGAAGAAUCGAAAGAAUGACGAGGCGUCGUACGAAAAGAUGCUGAAGCUACGCAGAGACCUGAGCCGCGCUGUUACCAUCCUGGAGAUGAUCAAGAAGAGGGAGAAGGUCAAGAGGGAACUGCUGCACCUCACCUUGGAGGUAGUAGAGAAAAGGAACGUGAUGUCAGACUUUGGCACCGAGGUGAUGGCUGAAGCACAGCAGCGGGCUCUGGUGAAACCCAUCUACACCAUCCCCAUCAUUCCCCUGUCCAACAGUAAUCAGUACCGUCACCAGGACCACCACAUGGACAUGAAGGACUACAAGAAACCUGAGAAGGCAGAGGCUGUACGAACCAAAAGGAAAUAUGAGAAGAAACCCAAAAUGGCUCCAAUGUCAGCAACUCCACAUUCAGGGCCCUUCGUGUUUAAUCCUAAGGACCUCAACCAGUAUGAUUUCCCCAGCUCAGACGAAGAGCCCUUCUCACAGAUCCAUUCAGGUUCCUCUGAGGCAGAGGAGGAGAAUGACCCAGAUGGCUGCUACGCAUUCAGGAGAAAGGCUGGCUGUCAGUAUUACGCUUGUCGUCCAGACAAGGCUGGCAGCUGGCCCUGGGUAAGCCCGUCAGAGGGUGGGCUUGGCGACCCGCGCUACCGCUACUGUCUAACCUCGCUCAACACGCCAUGGCGCUGCAUCGGUUUGGCACGGCGCCGCAUGGGCAGAGGGGGCAGAGUUUUAAUGGACAGAGCCCACACGGAUCUGGACAUCUCCCAGAGUGUGGACUCCGACCCGGAGCCAGAACCGCUCUCCUCACCACUUCUAAGCUCUCCGCUUCGCAGCUCCAACACCAGUACCUCAGAAACCAAUACCUCGGACCCCACCGGCUCCUCCAGCUGUCCUCAACCUUCGUCAUCGCCCCCUUCAUCAUCCUUACCUGUUAAUCUUAGCCGGAUUCUUUUGAACAUUAAAGCAUGCCGCUGGAGGCAUUUCAGACCGCGGACGCUAUCCCAGCACCCCGCAGGGCGAGGGGAUAUUUCUCGCAGUGGAUUUAGGGAUUUUGGGCGAACCAUGUCAGGAUUAAGUCGGACCCUGUCGGGAGGUUCAGUCUCCCAGAGCCGCAAUGGAUCUACCACUACUCCUGUCAACGCGUUCACUGCCGAGCAGUACCAGAAGCACCAGGAGCAGCUGGCUCUGAUGCAGAAACAGCAGCUGGAGCAGAGCCAGAAGCAGCAGAAACCGCAACAACAGGUCAACAGCCUCCCAACGUCAACCACAAACACACAGGCCAUCGUGUCUAAAACAUUGGACCAAGCCAGCGCCCAGUUUGCUGCCUCGGCCCUCAUCACCACUGAUCAACUGCUCGGCUUCAAAUCCAAAGAGGAGCUGGUGCUCGCAACUGGAGUCAACGGGGUCCUGACAGGUGCUGGCGUUUACAAAAACCUGCACCUCACCAGCACCGCCUCCACUCUCCACACGACCAACCAGUCGACACACACUACCACGGUCGCGGCCACGACCUUCCUGCAGCCCCCCAUCAGCACCACCAUCCAUACGCCCGCCAGCGUGGUCCCCGCAUCCAUCAACGCCGCCCCGGGCACCCACACGGCCGCCACCGCAGCAGCUCUGGGGCUGCUUGGAUGCGGCGCCGCCCCCACAACCACUCAGGUCCUCAUCGGGAACAACAUCUGUCUGAGCGUGCCGUCGCCCGGCAGCCUCGCGGGACGCCACCUCCCACGGACCCUCGGCAACGUGCCAGCCUCUGCCUUAAAGCUGUCCACCUCCACCCAUCUGCAGAUGCCCAAAGUCUCUGGAGCGUCGUCCAUGGAUAUGAGCUCCAGGGACAAUCACGACGAGGACAAGCCAGCGCUGAACAGUAUAGCAGACAACACGGUCGCCAUGGAGGUGACGUAGUAGCCGCCGGAUGCGGCGCGGCAGCAGGUCCACUCUGUAGAUGCUGUGCAUCGUAGCAUUGGGGACGCAAAAGGAACAUCAGGACUCUACCGGGCGCAACAGCGAUUCUCAUCUCUUUUUACACCCUUUUUGUUAAGAAGAUAUUGACUCAUGUAAACUAUAAAUAUGACUAUAAAUUAGUAUCUGUACAGCAACUCCAUAUUUGUAAUAUCCCCCUGUAAAUAUAUUACUUGAAUACAUACUGUCCAUUGGUGAUGUUUUGCACUUGGGAGUCAAACUUAAAAGAAAAAAAAAAAGAUUAAGCCAAGUUAUCUUGUGGCGAGUGUGAGAGCUGUACAGAGAAGAGUUUUAUCAUGUGCAUGGUGCGGAGCCUGCUGGUUUUAUCUAUUUAUUGUGCUGUGUUUACAAUUUGUUCUUUUUUUGUUUGUUUGUAGCUUUUGGUUUUUGUUUCUUUUUAAUUUUAAUUUGUACACUGUACCUUUGUUGGUUCCUGUGCUGUAGUAUAUGUUUUAAUAGCUACGGACUCCUGGGUAUUUUUGUAUUUUGUGAACACAAAGCAGGCCCAACCCACCCCCCUUUCAUAUCAUUUUGGUUUCGUUUUUCUCUGUGGAUCACAUUAAAGUGAGCUGUGAUUAUAGAUGCAGAUCAGGAGAUGAGGAGGAGGCAGGAGAUGGAGCGGUUUGGCAGGAGAGCUGCGCCUCCUCUUCAGAUAAUGUCCCAAACACAAGUAACAAAAACAGGGAUGAAGUCUCUUCCCAGAAGCGUCUGCUGCUUCGGAUUAAAGCACUAUUGUUUGUGACUCUUGUUGUUUUUAUACAAAUAUCAAUGCUGCUUUUUUUAUUUUAAAGGAGUCAUCCGUCAUUUUCAUGCAAGUGGAAUCUCUUUGUUUUAUCUGACUUUUUUUUUUUUUUUGUACAAAACAAAAAAGGCUAUUUUUGUAUUUUGUGUUUUUCCUUGUGGUUCAAUUGAUUGUAAGCUUCUUUAUUUUUUUUUAAGACUUCAUUCUUUUGUUACUUGUUCAUGCAUAGGUGAAAAGGGAGGUGAACGGGCAGUAAUCGCUGUUUCAUCAUUCCAGGUUUAAUUAUCAGAAAGAAAAAAAAUCCCAACGAGGGGUGUUGUGGGAAUGCAUUCUCUCACUUCCUUUUUUUUUUUUCCUUAAAUUUUUUUUUAUCUUGGUAAAAAGAAUCUCCAGAUGGCUGCAAGGCCAAAAACCACAAGUAUUUGGUGCCUUCCUUUUGGGGAAAUGUAUGUCGUCUCUUCUGUGAAGAGUUAGAGGCACAAAGGCAGCAUUACUUAGUAGUGCUUCUUGUCUUUGUUAGAACCUGAAUGCCCAGUCCAAUGGCAAAAUAUAUCUUUGAGGUUUACUUGUCCCACCUGGAGGCUGAAAAAGACUUAAAAAAAAAAUGUGACAGAACUCUCACUAAAAUAAGAAAAUAAAGCCCAGGGCAUUAAAUGUGAACUUCUU